GGAAUGUGGCGGAAAGUGGAGGCAGUGUCUGGAAGAGAGGCAGUGUUGCCAUGCGAGGUUGGCACCUCCGAUGCCUCUGACAUGGUGUACGUCGUCCUCUGGUAUCGGAAUGGAGACAAGGAGCCCAUAUACAGCUUCGACAACAGGCCUGGCAGACUGCAGGCAUCGGAGGACAGGCACACGAUUAAGAGUGACAUACUGCAAGGCAGGGUCAACUUCAGGCCGGGGUUGCUGCCCGCUCUCCAUAUCAAACCCGUCAUGACACAUGAUCAAGCCAACUACACAUGCAGGGUCGAUUUCCGAAUAGCGUCCUCCCGAAGAACUCAUCUAAGCCUCCAGGUGGUGGUGCCGCCGGAGGAACCCGUGCUAAGGGUCGGAGGUCAACGCGUCACUGACAGCGUACUAGGGCCACUUCAGGAAGGAAGUCCCUUGGCCAUCACCUGCAGCGUGGCCGGGGGCGUUCCGCCCCCUUCUCUCGUCUGGAUGAGGCAUAAAAAGAUUCUGGACGACUUAGUGGAGUCCCGCUCGGCCGCCAUCACCGUCAACCAGCUGAGCAUAGGACGUCUCACCAGGGCGUUUCACAACGCUAGACUCACCUGUGUAGCAGCCAAUAACAAUGUGACAACGCCCGUCCAGGCGUCGAUAACCGUCACUAUGAACUUGCGGCCAAUCGUCACGAGACUAGAAGCACACCCUAAGGGACUCCGCGUGGGGCGGGACUACGAAAUCACUUGCACCACUGCAGGGUCCAGGCCUCACCCGAAUAUCACUUGGACGCUUGGCAACAUAGCUUCUGUGACGCCACUCCCUGCUCAUACCGAACACGGGGUGAACAAGAGCACCUCCACUGUCCGGAUAACAGCAGCCAGGAGACACCACGGCCAGAGACUGACGUGCACUUCGCUGAACCCUCUUUAUCCGGCCUAUCCGUUGAGCGAUUCCGUUCUGCUCAACGUGACUUACCCACCCGUAGCAACGAUAGAGCUGGGAAGGGGCGUCUCGUCUGUAGUGAAGGAAGGCGAAGAUAUCUACUUCAACUGCAACGUGGACUCCAAUCCGCCGACCUACAAGAUCUCCUGGUAUCACAGGACGCUCCCGUGUGCAGAGACGAGGUAGGAGGAGGAGGAGGAGGAGGUACCGGAGUAUCUUCUUCGUCAUCGUCGUCGUCGUCAUUACCACCAGCAGGAGGGGGAGGACCCACGAAGGUCUACGCCACGGGGCUGGGUCAAUACAUUAACGUGAGCUGCGAGGUGAAGGCAUCUCCCUCAGAAGUCAGGUACUCCUGGGUCUUCAAUAAUUCGGUCACAUCGGAGAGGCUCCCUGGCGACCAAGUCUUCACGAGUCCCGAUGGCAGGAGUGUCGUGCGAUUCCUGGCCCGUGCCCACAAGGACUACGGAACGCUCCAGUGCUGGGCAGAGAACGCCGUGGGCAGGAUGGUCACUCCCUGCCUCUUCCACGUAAUGCCAGCUGGUAGGCCGGAGCGUCCCGUCGGCUGCGCUGUUGUGAAUAAAACGUACGAUUCUCUGGCUGUUGGAUGCACCCCUGGCUUCGAUGGUGGACUGCAGCAGACUUUCCUGGCAAAAGUCUUCGAAGCCGUGACAGGUCGCAGUCAGGUCAACGUGUCAGCUCGGUGGCCCAACUUCACGCUGGAAGGUCUGACCCCAGGUCUGGACUACGUGAUCCAGGUCAUGGCUCGUAACUCACUCGGGGACUCUCCCUCGGUCAAGCUGGAAGCCUUCACCUACAAGAUGGCCGAGAACAGAAUGCGAGACGAGCAAGUGGAGGAGGAGCUCCGGAGUUCUGGAGCGGUGGCUGGAGCCCUUCUGGCCAGUGUCAUCGUCGUAGUGGCCCUUCUAGUGGUCCUGGCCCUCAUCGCUCGGUGCAUUUGGACCAGAAGAAGAUUGGGAGGACUCGGGGAUCCCAGCCGUAGGAAAGGUCGCGGAUACGCCCCCCCGGACAAGCCUGGAAAUAUAUCAGAUGACGAAGAUGUGCAGUUCGAAGUCCCAACGAUAAGUUUAGAAGCUCACCGGGACCCAAUUACACACAUUGCAGACCAAGCCUUGUGAGAAGCAGUAAGAUGUAACGCAACUUCUUGUAGAUCUCUUCAAUAUAUCUCUCUCCUUCUUCGGUAUCCUACGCUGCUAUAUAGUGUCCUUCGAUUUAUAUCAUUUAAUGGUUUCCUCGCCCUGUAAAAAAAUGGAAUAUAAGUGACGUAGUUUUAUUACAGCGAGGAAGUUGUGUUUUUUGCUGUGUGACAUCGUGUGUCUGCGGUGAUAUGCUUCUCUGACAAUACUUCAAGGCAUGUUGUUUGUGGCAUACCCGGCUGGAAAAAAAUAAAAUACACACAUAUAUAUAUUAGUGUUUGCCUCGAUGAGUUCUUUUUUGUAAGUUUUGUAUAUAUGGACUGAGAACACUUUUGACUUCAAAGUCAUUUCGUGUACGAAAGACGAUGAGUUGUUACCUACCGCUACUGCUGUCGUGACUGUCAUUAUAUAUAUGAAAUUAUUUGUCGUUUCUCUUUCGUCUAUCUCCAACUCUUCCAAUCUCCUUCUCGUUUAUAUUAAGAGAAGUACACGAUUUCCAGAAGUUCAAGAAAUAAACAAGAAAAACAUCAUAUAUGUUUCUUUUCCUCUUACUUGCAAUCUCAGGUGACAACCAGCAUCUCCACCAAUAUUCAACGUUGAGUCUCCUGUUUCUCUCUCCCUCCCUCUCUCUCUCUCCUUAUCAUCGUUAUCACUGUAAAUCCCUCUUAUCUUCAGUCUUCUUUACCACCUUCAUCCUCACCAAUAUCAUAUGAUGAGGAGCGGUUAUUUUCUGCGAUUAUUCUUUCCUUACUGAUCACCAUUAUCUUCAUCUGCCUUCUGCUUUUUAGCUCCGUCAUCACACACAUUCUCUCGCACACUACCAUCAUCUUCCCAACCUUCCCGAAUCAUGACCUGGUUCUUUUUCUUCUUCCUCUUCCUCUUCUUUAUCGGGAACACCAUCAUCAGUAUAUAUACGAGUGUAAGAGAAGAGCAUUUUCGUGUCCUCUUCGCAAGCCCCCUUUCUAUCUUCUUCUUUCUUCUCUCCUUCCUUCCUUCCGUCCUCCUGUCUCCUUUCUUCUGUCUUUCGCAACCAUUCAUCCAUAGCUGCUGCUCCUUGUGUCCGAGAUGCGGCGAUGAUGAUGGUAAUAACAAGGUUUCAUAUAUCCCUUCAAAUCCAUUUAACCUUUGUUCUUCUCUCGAGUUACGUCACACACAACAGUAGUGGGUCGUUCGCUCUUCUUCCUCCUCGUCCUCUUCUGUAGGUCAUUUGCGGAUCGUUCAACGCCCCUCCCCCCCUCUCAAGAAGAACAUAUAAGCGUUCAAUGGUGUGAGACUGUGACUGGAAGAUUUUUUUGCGGGGGGGGGGGGGUGGG
Molecule: messenger RNA, 3397 nt
Organism: Macrobrachium nipponense
Lineage: Eukaryota; Metazoa; Arthropoda; Malacostraca; Decapoda; Palaemonidae
Product: nephrin-like
Molecular function (GO): protein binding
Source: RefSeq, a predicted model, not a curated record